UGGAAACCGCCCCGUGUCCCAUUUCCUCCUCUUGUUUUCGCUCCGGAUUCUCCAUGUUGGACCCAAACUGAGGAGCCCGGAGCUGCCACCGGGGGAUCGGGGCUGGGGGCACCGGGGAAGCCGCCGCCUGGCUCGCCCGCCCUCUCUGCAGGCCGCCUCCCUUCCCGGGCCCGGGGAGGAAACGCGAGGGGGAUGUGAACAGCCGCGGGAGUCGGAGUCUCGGGAGCAGGAGCCCGACGGGCCCCCGCCCAGGCCCCCCAGCCCAGCCCGCCUGCGCGCCCGCCCGCGCGUCCUCCCGCCCAGCCAGCCCGGGCCCGCGGGAUUGUUAGAUGGAACACGGCUCCAUCAUCACCCAGGCGCGGAGGGAAGACGCCCUGGUGCUCACCAAGCAAGGCCUAGUCUCCAAGUCCUCUCCUAAGAAGCCCCGUGGCCGCAGCAUCUUCAAGGCCCUCUUGUGCUGUCUCCACACACAGCAUGUUGUCCAGUCAAGCUCUACCACUGAGCUCACACACAAGGAGGAGGCCAACACUAUCGCCAAGUCCGAUCUUCUCCAGUGUCUUCAGUACCAGUUUUAUCAGAUCCCUGGGACCUGCCUGCUCCCCGCGGUGACAGAGCAAGACCAAGGCAGGGUCUGUGUGGUCAUUGACCUGGAUGAGACCCUUGUGCACAGCUCCUUCAAGCCAAUCAACAAUGCUGACUUCAUAGUGCCUGUAGAGAUUGAGGGGACCACGCACCAGGUGUAUGUGCUCAAGAGGCCUUACGUCGAUGAGUUCCUGAGACGGAUGGGGGAGCUCUUCGAAUGUGUUCUCUUCACUGCCAGCUUGGCCAAGCUUCUCCUUCUCUUCCAGUAUGCUGACCCUGUGACUGAUCUCCUGGACCGGUGUGGGGUGUUCCGGGCCCGCCUGUUCCGGGAGGCUUGUGUGUUCCACCAGGGCUGCUAUGUCAAGGACCUCAGCCGCCUGGGAAGAGACCUGAGGAAAACUGUCAUCCUGGACAACUCCCCUGCAUCUUACAUCUUCCACCCAGAAAAUGCAGUGCCUGUGCAGUCCUGGUUUGAUGACAUGGCAGAUACAGAGCUGCUGAACCUGAUUCCAGUCUUCGAGGAGCUAAGUGGAACAGAUGAUGUCUACACCAGCCUUGGGCAGCUGCGGGCCCCUUAGCCUUCCUGCUCCAAGAAACGGCCAUCCCAACAGGGGACUUUGCUAUACUGUGCCUUUGUGAUCAGCCUGACUGACAGGGUCUGCAAGUAGCCAGGGCGUGUGGGACAAAAGCUGUAUGGCAGGUCACAGGCAGAGCAGGAAGUCAGACCAAGACCUGGAGCUCUCUGCACCCUGUGCUCAAUUCCCAGGUGUGUGUGUGUGUGUGUGUGCGCGCGCACGCGCGCGUGCGCGCGCGUGCAUGCAUGUGCCCAUCCGGUAAACUAUGGUCCAGGGUGCCCAGUUGUCCAGUAGGGGGAGAAGCUGAAAGAUCAAGACUCAACCCAAGUCAUUUGUCUCCUUUCCUGCUCUGCUGUGAGCUACUGAGCUUUACAGCCAUGAAAACUAUUGUAGGCUCCCUCGCCAAACCAUGGCUUUUCCUCAGCAUCACAAGACCUGUGCCAAGGAGAGAGAGAGGUCAGAGGCUGCUUGGAUGCCCAGACACACAUCAUUCAGAAAACACGGAAACCUAGCCCACAGCUGCAGACAUGUUUGGGAGUAUGAGAGCGUGUUCGCAGACCCACCAGGCUCUGUGUUCUAUGGGCUGUGCCUGGCUCCAGCAGAAUGCCUGCCGUGGGCGCUUCUACGUCCCCGGGCUCCAGUGCCAGGCCAGCUUUCUCACUCCCAAGCCAUAGUCCUACUCCCAUGGGAAAGGAGGCUUCUCUCUGCCCUGGAGGAGGACAGACAGCUGAUUUAUGUUCUUUUAACUCUUAAAAUUCUCUUUCUAAUCUUGGAGUGGUUUGUAUCUGGCCCAGCUCCAGUCCUGGGCCUGAGGUUUGUGUGGGAAGUGCUGGGGUACAAGGAAAAUGCAAAUGUUCAAUGCAAGAUGUCUGUCUCCUUGCUUGUAGAUCCCAAAAGUGCUCUUCAGGGGUUCUGUGCUAGCUGAUACAAGGACAUUAGCUCCAAAGGCUGGGGAGGGCUAGACUCUCCCUUUGUGUCUUCCCCGGUGUCCCGCCCUGGCUAACUCUUGUCUGUUCUGGCCUUUGUCCUUCUUGGCCGUUUGUCUUCCUCUCCAGGGCCUUGGGAGAAGGACUUUCCCAGGUUGUAGGUGUUGCUCUUACUUGAUUUGCCAAAUGCCUCCUGCUUCUGGUCAUAGGACUGAGUGAGUCCUCAUGGCCCUGUACUCUGAGCAUCCCUGAACAUCUCAGUCCUGUUGCUUUAAAUGUCAGUCACAGAGUGGAAGUUUCCCCAGAGCGGAAAGCUAAUGGGAAGUGUCACUGUCGUUGGGAACCCAAGGGACCCCUGAGGAGCCUCCACCUCAGCAUCACUGCCUUAACUGAGUCCUGCCCAGGGUUGGGUAGGAUUCUCAGCACUCCCUCCCUCUGAGGUGGGCGGGAGUUCCUACCCCGGUCUCUGCUUCCUGCUCCCCCCCACCCCCAGGCAGGUCAUUGUUUAUGGGUUGGUUCAGGUGUGGUCACCUCCCACUCAGGAGUCAUAUUUUCUAGUUUCCACACACUAGGUCCUAGCUUGGUGGUAUGAGUGGAAGCUGGCUGGCAUUCCUCCAGCGCUCUGCAGACUUCUUCCUGGGCCCGAGGCUAUGGAGCCUUGUCUUUCACUUCUGUGACAAAAGCAUGCCAUUUCCCCAGCACCAUUUGCUGGUGUCUGUAGGGUCCUCCCAAGGUGAGCUGAGGGCUGCAGGUGCUAGCCAGGAGCAUGGGAGCUUGGCUGUGGCUUCAGGUCCAGGCCCUGGUCUCACUGGCGUCCCAGUACUGCAGAAGGGGUCCUCUCACAAAGCUACUCUGAGGGCUGGUCUUGACUAAGCAAUAAGGGCCUCAGAGUUGAUUGAAUUUUAAGGUUCCUUUCUGGCUUCUUGGUUCUCCAUGCUUUACCUGUGACCAAAGCCCAGUGUGGCUUCAUGGAGCCCUGCUGCUUCUCCAUGAAACCCUAGCUCUAGGCCUGACUGCCACCAGAAUUCUCUUACCACCUGCAGUCGGCUACAAAGAUGCCAUAUCAACUCCUCUCUUCCCAAAACUUAACAGGACCUGCUGUGGUGGCACGGAGUCAGCUAGGUGUUGUAUCUUGCUAUCCCUGUGCUAGUUCCAUGUUUUAGGAGCAAGUGAUGCUGGGGAGGAGAGGAGGGCAAGAUUCAGAGGAGCCAGUGCCUCCUGAAGCUCUUGCUCCACUGCCACCAGCCUGCCCUAGUGCAGACUCAUCUUCAGGAGUCAGUAGACCACCGGGCCGGGUGUCAGCAGGCUCCACUGCCACCAGCCUGCCCUAGUGCAGACUCAUCUCCAGGGGUCAGUAGACCACCGGGCCGGGUGUCAGCAUCCACUCAAAGCCAUGCUAGGAAUCUGCCCCCUGCCAGGUUCAGCUCUUUAAGGUGCCUCUUCAGGGACACAGUGUGUGUCUGAUUGGGCUUCUCAUCAAAAGCCUGAUGUUCCUGUCCCUCUUAUAGGGGGAGCUUUGGACACAGGACCAGUUUGAUAAAGGGCCAGGUAAGGGUUUCCACUCUGCACAUUGUAGAGGGGACAUCGUAGGCCCAUGGGUCCCUAAUUAAAGAAGUUGAGUGAAUUUGCCUUUGUUUAACCAGGGACCUGUCUCACUCCCUCCCAAAGAUUUUUGUAUAAUUGUAUAACCCCCUCUGUUAACAGUGGCCCAGAAAAGCUUUGUACUAAAAGCAUGGGACCCUCUCAGCAAGCAUUCCCGGGAGAUGGUCCCUUGUAGGUCCAUGCCCUGCCUUGUUCAGAGGCCGCUUGGCAGUGUGGCCUGUUUGUGCUGUCCUGCAUCCAGUGAGUUGGCCUGGCUAAGUGAGAACGGUGAGCCAUUUCCACUUUGGGCUACUUAACCACGGCUACUCAGUUCCUUUUUUAAAAAUAGCCUAGUCGUCCCCCCCCCCACACACACACACACAGGGUUUCAUGAAUUCCAUACGGGUUUGAACUCCUGUUUAGCCAAGAAUGAUCUUGAACUGGUCUCUGGCCUCCACCUCCUGAGUGCUGGGGUUACAGGUGUGAUCACCUUGCUGGCUUAUGAGGUGCUGGGAACAACCCAGGGCUUCGUGCGUGUCAGGCACGCAUUCCCGACUAAGCUACAUCCCCAGUCCCUCUUUGUAGAAAACAUAAGUUAAGUCCAUAUGCAGGGGAGAAGAGGCCACAGGCCAGGCCAGUGUCCCAUCCUUUAGUGUGGGGUCACAGUAAGCUGGUGAUACUUGUUGCCUGUCAUUACCCCAGAUCUGUCUGUUUCCAUGAUGCCAAUUGGAGGGGAGGGGUCUGCUUCCCACUGUGACCAGGCUAUGGGAUCCUUGACCACCUUGCUUCAUGAUUUGAUACAUUUGUUGUAUUCAAAAACUUGAACUGUAGGAUGCCAUUAAGAGUCUGUUUAUAUUUUUGGAAUAUUUGUAUUAAAAUUGUUAAUAAAGGCUGGUUUAAAACCUAUGCAUGAGUGGGAGCUG
Mus pahari (shrew mouse) is the source of this 4587-nucleotide messenger RNA. RefSeq names its product CTD small phosphatase 2 (gene Ctdsp2). The transcript is spliced from 8 exons. Bases 330 to 1160 code for a protein of 276 amino acids. The record is from RefSeq and is a predicted model, not a curated record. Lineage: Eukaryota; Metazoa; Chordata; Mammalia; Rodentia; Muridae. Gene Ontology annotation, molecular function: RNA polymerase II CTD heptapeptide repeat phosphatase activity.